AUGCAGGGUGUAGUAUGCAUUGGCGACUUUGGGCAUACGCAGGUCCUAGACGAAGUGCUCGGGAGGGAAGGAUUCACUGCUUAUACUGGGUCCUCUAACAUGCGUUGGAAUGCCCCGGAACUCCUAGGUAGCGACGACAUAAAGCCCACCAAAGCCAGCGACGUCUUUGCAUUCGGAAUGUCUAUCCUGGAGCUUGUAACCAAGCAGGCACCACCCUAUUCACACAGAAAACGUGAUCUCACUGUCAUUAUGGACAUCAGUGACGGUCGUUUACCCCUUCGCCCAACCGAGCCGGAAGAUGUCUCAUGGUGGAUGCAUGAUGAACCAUGGGAAGUUUUAAACAAGUGUUGGGUAUGUCAUGGCUCAGGAGCGAAUGAAUAUUGGAGAAAUCAAAAUCUUUCUUGA
Molecule: messenger RNA, 405 nt
Organism: Suillus fuscotomentosus
Lineage: Eukaryota; Fungi; Basidiomycota; Agaricomycetes; Boletales; Suillaceae
Exons: 1
Coding region: 1-405 (134 amino acids)
Biological process (GO): protein phosphorylation
Molecular function (GO): ATP binding; protein kinase activity
Source: RefSeq, a predicted model, not a curated record